AUGGCCAAUGAAGAGCAGAGAAGGGCCUUUGAGUCGUACAUGGGCCGCACUGGCGGCAGUGGCAGUGGCAGCAACGGACAAGACCAAAACCAAGGUCAGCCAAUUCCUCAGUACCCGGGUUCCUUCGCCCAGCCAGCCAACUCGUAUCUUUUCAGUGUGAGUGCUUGA
Messenger RNA from Alternaria arborescens, 168 nucleotides. RefSeq lists its product as hypothetical. Lineage: Eukaryota; Fungi; Ascomycota; Dothideomycetes; Pleosporales; Pleosporaceae. The coding region runs from base 1 to 168 and encodes 55 amino acids. The transcript is spliced from 2 exons. The record is from RefSeq and is a predicted model, not a curated record.